AUGGCAAAGGAUAAGAAGAAAGAUGGCAAGAAGGCAGAAAAAUCUUCACGCCCUUCUAUUCCUUCACAAGAAAUUACAGCUGAGAGUAGUGCUACAAAGCUGACAAGUGUGCUGACCUUGGUGAAUGAAGAAGAAACAGGAGCAAGUCCAGUGAUACAGGAUAAGGAACCAGAGGAGGCAGAGGAACCGCCAGUCCCAGAUGUUCCUCAAUACUACGAGGAGCCUAUUCUUACUCAACUUAUUGUAAAAAGCUAUGAAGGUGAAAAAGUCCAUGGAUUAUAUGAAGGUAAAGGAUUUGCAUGUUUUGAGGGAGGAAAUACAUACAAGGGCAUGUUUUCUGAAGGCCUUAUGCAUGGACAAGGGACUUACACGUGGGCUGAUGGAGUGACGUAUGAGGGAACAUUUGUUAAGAAUGUGCCGAUGUUUAAUGGCCAUUAUACGUGGAAUGAUGGCAGCAUUUAUGAAGGAUCAAUUAAGGAUGGAGUUAGGCAUGGAUUUGGAUUUUUCAGGAGCGGUACUCGUCCUAUUUCUUACAUUGGCUAUUGGUGUAAAGGCAAAAGACAUGGAAAGGGUACCAUUUAUUAUGACCAGGAACAUACCUCUUGGUAUUCAGGUGACUGGGUAAAUGAUGCCAAAGAAGGAUGGGGAACGAGAUGCUAUAAGUCUGGAAAUAUCUAUGAAGGUCAGUGGGAGAAAAACAUACGUCAUGGAAAAGGAAGAAUGAGAUGGUUGACAGCUAAUCAAGAGUAUAUGGGACAGUGGGUGCAUGGCAUCCAGCAUGGGUAUGGCAUCCACAUCUGGUUUUUGAAGAGAAUGCCUGCGUCUCAGUAUCCUUUAAGGAAUGAAUACAUAGGUGAUUUUGUAAAUGGGAAACGACAUGGACACGGGAAGUUCAUAUAUGCCAGUGGAGCAGUGUAUGAUGGUGAAUGGGUUUGUAACAAGAAGCAUGGCAAGGGCAAGUUUGUCUUCAAGAAUGGUCGUGUUUAUGAAGGAGAGUUCAUAGAUGAUAACAUGGUGGAAUAUCCUGCUUUUCUAGUGAAUGCAAUGAAUGUGAAAGGGCUGAAUUCCAUUUGCACAGAAAGUCAUUUUGACACUGAAAACACCACAAUCAUCAGUGGCUCAGAAGAUACUUCUAUUCUGGAAUUCAGUACUGAGUUGGAUAUAUCUUUACUGCUUGACUUGUUGCCAAAGGAAGAGAGAUGGGAAGAACUGAAACAAGUAGAAUUUGCUGUGUUGAGGCAUAUUACGGAACUGAGAAGAAUUUACACCUUCUACAGUAGCUUAGGCUGUGAUCAUUCUUUUGACAACACCUUCCUUAUGACGAAGCUCCAAUUUUGGAGAUUUCUGAAGGACUGCCAGUUUCAUCACUCCAACAUAAGUCUUGCUGAAAUGGAUCGGAUAUUGAGCGGUGAGAAAACACCAGUUGAGGAGAUACAUUGUCCACAUGAGACUUUACUGUUCAGAACGUUUUUAUCAUACCUUAUUCGCCUAGCAUUUCAUAUCUAUCGUGAAGAACACAAAGAGAACAGUCCUUAUCUGAGUAAGUGUUUCUUACAAAUGAUGUCCAGGAACGUUAUUCCCUCUGCCUGUUAUGUCCAAGGUAUCUUAUUUUCUGAAGAAAGAUGUACAGUUUUGGUCAUGAACAGCUACAUUGGCAAGUGCUGGGAAAUAUACAGAGCCUUUUGUAGGCCAAGUACCAGACCUCCAUUUGAGCUCACGAUGAAAAUGAGGCACUUCCUUUGGAUGUUGAAUGAUUUUAAACUUCUCAGCAAACAAUUAACUCCUUCAAGACUUGUGGAAAUACUUGUCAAAGGUGGUCCCUCUGUGCCUGGUAGCAGUAAUACCAACCUGGAGCUGGAGUUAGUUUUUCUGGAGUUUGUUGAAGCAAUUCUUGCCUGUGCGUUGGUGUAUGUUACCAGUGAUAUGAUUAAGGAGCAAGAAGCUCAUGAGAAUGAGAGCAGAAGUACCUUUAGAACAGAUGUUCUCUCCAAGAAAACCACAUAUGUAUCUGUGUUCCCAGACUAUUCUCUAUCCCAGAGACUUUCUGAAGACACAGAGCAUCCUCUUCAGGAAUUGCUACUGGUACCAGAUACUACCCUUUCAUUUCACACAACUCAUGGAGAUACCAUUGUUCCAUCAAUAGUUCCAUCAUCGUUGAGCUGGGAUGCAGAAGAAGAACAAAAUAUGUGUCCAACAAAGGAAUUGACAGGUGAAUCGCAAGUAGCCAGAACUGAACCAGAUGAGCUUAGUCUGUUGGUGCAUCAGGUGCAGAUCUUCUUUACAACUAAGCUCUUUCCUGCUUACCAGCAUGAGAAAGUGCUGUGGGAAAAAAUGAAAGAAAAUCGAAUACGAGAUGCUGAAUUAGCUGAGCUGAGAAAGAUCAAGGAUGAGGAGCUGGCAAAAAUUAUUGCUGGCAGAGAAGAGGCAAAAAAGCAAGAAGCAGCUGCAGCACCAAAACCAUCUGACCCCAAGAGCUCAGAUUUUAAGGAGUCAGAGGAGCCUGGCGCAACAUUAGCACCUGCUUUGAAGGAAGAGGCACCCAGAGCAGCAUCCCCAGUUGCCAAGAUGCCUGCUGGCAAAAAGAGAAGGAAGAAAUAA
Molecule: messenger RNA, 2598 nt
Organism: Nestor notabilis (Kea)
Lineage: Eukaryota; Metazoa; Chordata; Aves; Psittaciformes; Psittacidae
Product: radial spoke head 10 homolog B-like
Exons: 19
Coding region: 1-2598 (865 amino acids)
Source: RefSeq, a predicted model, not a curated record